CAAAAAAAAAAAAAAAAUCCACCCAAAGUUUCUCUCUGUACUCUGUGACUCUAUAGCAGGGCACAAAAACAACGAAUUUCCUUCAAAAACAAUUCACUUUUCUUUUUCCAUACCUUUUUUUUUCAUUAAGUUAACAUUAAAAUAGUAGUAAUUAAUAAAAAUACUCAUUUUGUCUCCAAUCUCUAAAAAUCCCAUUUCCCUCCACACUCUCCUCUACCCUUUUUUAUUUGAUUCCUCUUUUUUCUCAUUCCAGAUUCUUUUGACUUCAUCAUUUCAAGUUUUCUUUCUUUGGGUUCAUUUAAAAUUCAUUCACUUAUUUUGGGUUUUUUCUGUUUAUAUUUUUAAAUAACGUUUGAAUCUGAGCCUGAAAAUACGAGAUGAGUGAAAGAAAAACAUGGGUGGUCUCAACAACAAUAGGGUGGAAGUGGUGAACAGAAAAGGUUGUUCAAAGCUGUUUAUUGGGUCCUCACCUUCGUUUGAACCAAUGCCCCUUUCCCCUGUUGCUUCUUCACUCGGCUCUGAACCGGUUACGGUUCGAUCCACCGGUCCGUUUUCUGGUUUGGUCAUUUGUGUUACUGGCUUAUCUAAAGAAGCAAGGAAACAAGUUAUGGAAGCAACUGAGAGAUUAGGUGGUCAAUAUAGUCCGAGCUUGCAUCCUCAAUGUACCCAUCUGGUGGUUCAGAGCAUAAACGGACGUAAGUUUGAGCAUGCUCUAAAACAUGGAUCAAGAAAUGGCCUGUUCAUCGUUACACUUGGAUGGUUUGUGGAUAGUGUCAAGAGGAAUGUUAGGUUAAGUGAAUCACUCUACACCGUGAAGGGUGUUGGUGAAAAUGGCUCACGUGUAGAUGAGUUGAAGCGGCUCUUGUCUACUGCUUCAGAAAGUUCAUGUCUUCCUGCCAGUUUUCAUGAUACCAAGAAAAUUGACAUGGUUGAAAAACCACAUGUAAGAUAUUCUAGAAGUGACCCGAAAAAUAGUUUGAGUUCAAUGCUGUCUGGUCAUACCCUGUAUAUAGAUUCCGAUAUUUCAGAUGAGCUACGGAAUAAGGUUCUCGAGGCAGCAUCUAAAGAAGGUGCCCUGGUUGUAGAUCGAUGGUUUGUUGGUUGUAAUGCUAGUUAUGUAGUGUGUGAAGGAAAUUCUGUCCAUCGGUAUGUCGGCCACUCUAACAACAUUGUAACGCCGUUGUGGAUCCUAAAAACAGCUAAGGAUAGGUAUCUGCAGAGACUUGUUCACAUGUCUGCUGAUUUGGCUAGGCAGAUUGGAACAGUGCUUGAAAAUUCUCAGAAUGGCAUUGAAGGAGAGGUAAACAAUGCGGGUAACUUCUCUCAAGAUACUCCGAGCUUCAGAAGCAAUGCUAGUUAUGAAGAAAGGCAACAGAUUGUUCAUUCAGCCAAAACCGGGGUUAGAAAUCGUCGUGGUCGCCGAAUGCAGACUUGUCAAACCCCAAUUCGUCCAAUAAGUCCGAGCAGUCUUCUCGAUUCAAUUUGCUGGACGAUAUCUGAGCCAACUUCAACUGCUUCAGUUUUCACCGACUCUUGUAGUGUUGAAGAUGUUAAUGAGCACCAAUCCAUAUUCUUUGAUGCAAAUGGUGAUGGACAGGAUUCCAGGGCCUCAUUUACGAACUCCACCCGGUCUCUUACAGAAAGUGAGAGAAACGAGUUGAUAUUCAAAAACCACUUUCUAACCAUACUAUUCCCAGUUGACCGGUUUUCCGAGAUGGGUCCUUCUUCACGAACAUAUUUCAGCAAUAACGGCUUUACGUGUCUGCAGGUUUUGGAUUAUAUCUAUUCCUUUUACCAGGAGAACAUGUCGAGUCAUGAAAUAGAAGCUGCUAUCCACACGGACUCAAGGCAUGCUGACCGGCUUCGAGCAUCGUACUCUAGCAAAGAGACAGUUGAAUGCGGUGGAAACAUGAUUUUCAAACGAAUCGAUUUCUUAGGAAGUCGUAGAAGCUUCGAAAUGUUAAAGCGUGUUAGUGGGGAUAAUAACAGUAAUGUAUAUGAGCUCUUGAUUAGAGCCUAAAAUAUCAUCAUAUAUAGCAUUACUGGUAAAGGAUUGAAUCUUCAGUCUCAGCAUCAAUACUCAGGCCGACCGCGGAAUAAUACGACACCGUUUUCCAUAUAUUGAAUGUGAAAGCUGGUAGACUUGUUAGGAUAUUAGGGUAAAUAAGACCCCGAACUUGUCGAGUUCCAAUCUGUCCCGACCCUAUAGGGUAAGGUGUUUUGGGCAGGUGUAGGUAAAAUUCAACUUGCCUUAAUAUAUUUACUAACGUUAAUUUUAGGGUUAAUAUGCAAGUUUGUCACUGUGUUACUAUAGUCCAUUAUGAUUGGUAAUAAAUUUAUCACUAUAGUUCUAUAUUGAA
Messenger RNA from Gossypium raimondii (Peruvian cotton), 2360 nucleotides. RefSeq lists its product as uncharacterized. NCBI's taxonomy places the organism in Eukaryota, Viridiplantae, Streptophyta, Magnoliopsida, Malvales, Malvaceae. Bases 395 to 2020 code for a protein of 541 amino acids. The record is from RefSeq and is a predicted model, not a curated record. The transcript is spliced from 10 exons.